AUGCAGUCUAUCAGACUAUUGAAUUUGCUACCAAGUGGAAGUGUGAUUGCAUGUUCAUUACGACUAGUUAGUACGACAAAUUCGUCACCACCACAUAAUCCCGAUAGUAAAACUCAGAAAACUGUAGAAUCUAUUAAAAAUGAAAAGAACAAGUCUACGGGAACUAUCUACAAUGUACCAGAGUACUAUGAACAUAAAACAUUCGGUUUUUACGACUUGGAGAUACAACUAAAAGGAUUUCGAUUACCACAACCUAAUCCUUCAUGAUCUUAUUAGUUUACAAUUGUUUAAAACAUAUAAUUGUAUAAUGUAGUAUAUAAAGAAAUUAAUAAUGUACCAGGCACACGG
This is a messenger RNA of Schistosoma guineensis, 348 nucleotides long. NCBI's taxonomy places the organism in Eukaryota, Metazoa, Platyhelminthes, Trematoda, Strigeidida, Schistosomatidae. The record is from the annotation of a GenBank genome assembly.